Molossus molossus (Pallas's mastiff bat) is the source of this 7997-nucleotide messenger RNA. RefSeq names its product protein tyrosine phosphatase receptor type D (gene PTPRD). NCBI's taxonomy places the organism in Eukaryota, Metazoa, Chordata, Mammalia, Chiroptera, Molossidae. The record is from RefSeq and is a predicted model, not a curated record. The coding region runs from base 318 to 4439 and encodes 1373 amino acids. The transcript is spliced from 29 exons. Gene Ontology annotation, molecular function: protein binding; protein tyrosine phosphatase activity. Gene Ontology annotation, biological process: protein dephosphorylation.
CGAGGUUUACACGAACUCCUGUUGACCAGACGGGGGUCUCUGGUGGAGUUGCCUCUUUUAUUUGCCAAGCCACAGGAGACCCACGACCUAAAAUUGUCUGGAACAAGAAAGGAAAGAAAGUCAGCAAUCAGAGAUUCGAGGUAAUAGAGUUUGACGAUGGAUCUGGAUCAGUUCUCAGAAUACAGCCCUUACGGACUCCACGGGAUGAGGCCAUUUAUGAAUGCGUGGCCUCAAAUAACAUCGGAGAAAUAAGCGUAUCUACCAGACUCACAGUUUUGCGUGAGGAUCAAAUUCCCAGGGGCUUCCCUACCAUUGACAUGGGCCCACAGUUGAAGGUGGUUGAGCGUACGCGCACUGCCACCAUGCUUUGUGCAGCCAGUGGGAAUCCGGACCCAGAAAUCACUUGGUUUAAAGAUUUCUUACCUGUCGACACAAGCAACAACAAUGGCCGUAUUAAGCAAUUACGAUCAGGUGGUACACCAAUAAGAGGCGCCCUUCAGAUCGAACAGAGUGAAGAAUCUGACCAAGGGAAAUAUGAGUGUGUUGCCACCAACAGCGCGGGCACGCGCUAUUCUGCCCCUGCCAAUUUAUAUGUCAGAGAGCUGCGAGAAGUUCGUCGUGUCCCACCAAGAUUCUCUAUCCCACCCACUAAUCAUGAAAUCAUGCCAGGUGGAAGUGUUAAUAUCACCUGUGUGGCCGUGGGGUCACCAAUGCCUUAUGUGAAGUGGAUGUUGGGGGCAGAAGAUCUGACACCUGAAGAUGAUAUGCCAAUAGGAAGAAAUGUCCUAGAACUGAAUGAUGUAAGACAGUCAGCAAAUUACACCUGUGUUGCAAUGUCAACACUGGGUGUCAUUGAAGCAAUAGCACAGAUCACUGUCAAAGCCUUACCCAAACCUCCAGGAACUCCUGUGGUGACGGAGAGCACAGCCACAAGCAUCACGCUGACCUGGGACUCUGGGAACCCUGAGCCUGUGUCUUACUACAUCAUUCAGCAUAAACCUAAAAAUUCUGAGGAAACCUACAAAGAAAUUGAUGGGGUAGCGACCACACGCUACAGUGUCGCUGGACUCAGUCCCUAUUCGGAUUACGAAUUCAGGGUUGUUGCUGUCAAUAACAUUGGGCGGGGGCCUCCCAGUGAGCCUGUGCUGACGCAGACCUCGGAGCAGGCACCAUCCAGUGCCCCCCGGGAUGUGCAAGCGCGGAUGUUGAGCUCAACCACCAUUUUGGUGCAGUGGAAGGAACCUGAGGAGCCAAACGGACAGAUCCAAGGAUACAGAGUGUAUUAUACAAUGGAUCCCACUCAGCAUGUCAACAACUGGAUGAAACACAAUGUAGCUGAUAGCCAGAUCACUACUAUUGGCAACUUAGUGCCCCAGAAAACAUACUCUGUCAAAGUCCUGGCUUUUACCUCAAUCGGAGAUGGUCCUCUUUCAAGUGACAUACAAGUCAUCACUCAGACAGGAGUACCAGGGCAGCCACUAAACUUCAAAGCAGAACCUGAGUCUGAAACGAGUAUUUUGCUUUCUUGGACACCCCCACGUUCGGACACCAUCGCCAACUAUGAGCUGGUCUACAAAGAUGGGGAGCCUGGAGAGGAGCAACGAAUAACCAUUGAGCCAGGGACAUCUUACAGACUGCAAGGGCUGAAACCAAACAGCUUGUACUACUUUCGUCUGGCUGCACGUUCUCCUCAAGGCUUGGGUGCUUCCACCACUGAAAUAUCAGCUAGGACCAUGCAGUCAAUGUUUGCAAAAAAUUUUCAUGUCAAAGCAGUAAUGAAGACUUCAGUGCUACUGUCUUGGGAGAUUCCAGAGAAUUAUAAUUCUGCCAUGCCUUUCAAAAUUCUUUAUGAUGAUGGGAAAAUGGUAGAAGAAGUAGAUGGUCGAGCUACACAAAAGUUGAUUGUCAACCUGAAGCCUGAGAAGUCCUACUCAUUCGUGCUAACAAAUCGUGGGAACAGUGCUGGGGGGCUGCAGCACAGGGUGACCGCGAAGACCGCCCCAGAUGUGCUGCGUACCAAGCCUGCCUUCAUUGGGAAGACCAACCUGGACGGCAUGAUUACUGUGCAACUGCCCGAAGUACCUGCAAAUGAGAAUAUAAAAGGUUACUACAUAAUAAUUGUGCCUUUGAAGAAAUCUCGUGGGAAAUUUAUCAAGCCAUGGGAGAGUCCAGAUGAAAUGGAAUUAGAUGAGCUGCUCAAAGAGAUAUCCAGGAAACGCAGAAGCAUCCGUUAUGGGAGAGAAGUUGAAUUAAAGCCAUAUAUAGCUGCUCACUUUGAUGUCCUGCCCACUGAGUUCACCCUGGGAGAUGACAAACACUACGGAGGAUUUACAAACAAGCAACUCCAAAGUGGUCAAGAAUAUGUCUUCUUUGUGUUAGCAGUGAUGGAACACGCAGAGUCUAAGAUGUAUGCAGCCAGCCCCUACUCUGACCCUGUUGUGUCGAUGGAUCUGGAUCCACAGCCAAUCACAGAUGAAGAAGAAGGCUUGAUCUGGGUCGUAGGUCCUGUCCUUGCAGUGGUCUUUAUCAUCUGCAUUGUCAUAGCCAUUCUUCUUUAUAAAAGUAAACCUGACAGAAAAAGGGCAGAGUCCGACUCUAGAAAGAGCAGCAUUCCGAACAGUAAGGAGGUCCCUUCACACCAUCCAACAGACCCGGUAGAACUAAGGCGCCUUAAUUUCCAAACACCAGGUAUGGCUAGUCAUCCUCCAAUACCUAUCUUGGAACUUGCGGAUCAUAUUGAAAGGUUGAAAGCCAAUGACAACUUGAAGUUUUCCCAGGAAUAUGAGUCAAUUGACCCUGGCCAGCAGUUCACCUGGGAACAUUCAAACUUGGAAGUAAACAAACCAAAGAAUAGAUAUGCAAAUGUAAUCGCAUAUGAUCAUUCCCGGGUUCUCCUAUCAGCAAUAGAAGGCAUCCCAGGGAGUGACUAUGUGAAUGCCAACUACAUAGAUGGCUACAGGAAACAGAACGCCUAUAUUGCAACACAGGGCUCUCUCCCUGAAACAUUCGGGGACUUUUGGAGAAUGAUAUGGGAACAGCGGAGUGCUACAAUUGUCAUGAUGACUAAAUUAGAAGAACGAUCCAGGGUGAAGUGUGACCAGUACUGGCCCAGCAGAGGCACAGAAACCCACGGGCUGGUCCAGGUGACGCUGCUCGACACUGUGGAGCUGGCCACGUAUUGUGUUCGAACCUUUGCACUUUACAAGAAUGGUUCGAGCGAGAAGAGGGAAGUGAGACAAUUCCAGUUCACCGCCUGGCCUGACCAUGGUGUUCCAGAACACCCGACACCUUUCCUAGCAUUCUUACGGAGAGUCAAAACCUGCAACCCUCCCGACGCGGGGCCCAUGGUCGUGCACUGCAGUGCGGGAGUUGGCCGGACUGGUUGUUUCAUUGUAAUAGAUGCCAUGUUAGAGAGAAUAAAGCAUGAAAAAACUGUAGAUAUUUAUGGCCAUGCAACUUUAAUGAGAGCCCAGAGGAAUUACAUGGUUCAGACAGAAGACCAGUACAUCUUUAUCCACGAUGCGCUGUUAGAAGCGGUGACUUGCGGAAAUACCGAAGUGCCGGCCAGGAACCUGUAUGCCUACAUUCAGAAACUGGCACAGAUAGAGACGGGAGAGAAUGUCACGGGAAUGGAGCUCGAAUUUAAGCGUCUAGCCAGCUCUAAAGCUCACACCUCAAGAUUCAUCAGUGCCAAUCUUCCAUGUAAUAAAUUCAAAAAUCGCCUUGUUAAUAUUAUGCCAUAUGAAUCCACAAGGGUAUGCCUGCAGCCUAUCCGAGGAGUGGAAGGAUCUGAUUACAUCAAUGCCAGUUUUAUUGAUGGAUACAGACAACAGAAAGCCUACAUCGCUACCCAGGGGCCCUUGGCGGAGACCACUGAGGACUUCUGGCGGAUGCUCUGGGAACACAAUUCCACCAUCGUUGUGAUGCUCACCAAGCUGCGUGAGAUGGGCAGAGAGAAAUGUCACCAGUACUGGCCAGCAGAACGAUCUGCAAGAUACCAGUACUUUGUUGUGGACCCCAUGGCCGAGUACAAUAUGCCACAAUAUAUCCUAAGGGAAUUCAAGGUCACAGAUGCCAGGGACGGUCAGUCCCGAACAGUGAGACAGUUCCAGUUCACCGACUGGCCAGAGCAAGGCGUGCCAAAGUCUGGAGAAGGAUUUAUUGACUUCAUUGGCCAAGUCCAUAAAACAAAAGAGCAGUUUGGCCAAGAUGGACCCAUUUCAGUCCAUUGCAGUGCGGGCGUGGGAAGAACUGGAGUCUUCAUAACACUCAGCAUUGUUUUGGAAAGAAUGAGAUACGAAGGAGUUGUAGAUAUCUUCCAGACUGUCAAAAUGUUAAGAACACAGCGACCAGCCAUGGUACAGACAGAGGACCAGUAUCAGUUCUGCUAUCGAGCCUCACUUGAGUACCUGGGCAGCUUUGAUCACUAUGCAACGUAGAAACCCCUGACCCAUUUUGGAUUUUUACAGCAGGCCCUUCAAUACCCAUGGAGUCUCUUCUGAGCCAUACAGGGCACUUGAGAAGUCCUUCUUAACUUCUAGGUAACAACCACUUAGUGGGACUAUUACACACAAAACAAACUCUUCUGGGUGGACCAAGAAUUCAGUUUAAUAAUCUAAUCUGGAAAUAAUAAAGAGAAUCCUGACUGAUGAGGUGUCUGGAGGAUUUUAUUUACAGAUACCUCAAGGAUUCAACAUAAAGGGAAGAAGAAAUCACAACAAAGAACCAGCAUCUUGUCCAGGAUCGCUUGCUAGGUACGAGGGGGAUUGCCGAGUGCUGCGGUUCAGUGCGGGAUGUUUGCUGGCGUGGCUUCUCGUGGUAGAACGAACUCUGCUUCGACCCCUUCCCACCAUAUUGCUCAUCAUAACAUUGUAGGGGGCGAGGGGGGGAAUGUUUAAAAAGAAAGUCUUUGAUUUAGUUUUUUAGUAUUGUAAGAUACUGCUGACCUGUGCUUCAUUUUUAACUGUGUAAACUUUUUUUUUUUAACAAAACGUAUCUAUCAUUCUAUAAAGCGAAUUUUACAAAGGUUACAUAACUGUUCAUUUUUUAAUUUCCAAAUGGUAGGUUUUUUUUUAAGCUGUACAACUGUUAUCUGUAAUAUCUCGCUGUAGAAAUAUCACAUCAUUUGAAAUUGCACAUUUUUGUGCAAUAUCUGGUCUCAUCAGAUAUUACUUUCACACUUCUGUUCGGGAGAAAGUACCUAUCCUUUUCCAGUAAUCAAAGAGAACAUGGUUUUGUUUUGGGAAUCAACAGGGAGGCGCAAAGUAUAAAGUUGCUGCUAACAUAUAUACAUAUAUAUCCAUAUUUUAUAGGGGUGUCUAUGUAUAUAUAGACAGUGUGUUCAUACAAAAUGAUACAGCUAGCUAUCAUUCAGUUCUUCCAUGAUUUAGUAUUUUUUAAGGUAGAAAAGCUAUUGUAAACAUAGUUUUCAAUUUGUUGUUAAUUUUACGACAUUGGUAUUUCUUAAUAUCACAAAGUUUUGAUUUUGUAAGGACAAUGAGGAAUGCACAUCAGUGAUUGACAGACUUCACCCCCCUAAUUUCCUACCUAAUCUCCCCCCACCACUUCAUCAUACUCACAAAUACCAUUGUGUUAGCCAGGCUUCCAACCAAGUUCAAUAUUUCUAACAACUCUAGUGCAAUAAGAAUUAUUAACUAUCUAAGAGGUGUGCAUGUGGGAAAGGUCAGUGCAUAUCCCUGUAGGAGGGGAGAAUGUUGUAAUAUAUCAGCUAUCAAAUUGUUUAAAAAACAGUGUAUUCAAUCGUAUAUUGUCUAUAGUAUGUGCUAUGAAGUUUGCAUUUAUGAUAUGUAACAGGGGCAAAGCCAAACCGUGUCACUCUGUUCAGUCACACAUUUUGUGGCAUACAGCAUUCCAGGGAAGUGCUGUACUGUGUUCCUUCGGUUUUAGUUUUGCAUUUAGAGUGCCUUAUAAUUGAUGCCUAUUUUAAUAGCAUUUCUUUCUAGCUUUUGGUUCAUAUUUCCAUUAGCUGUUCGUAUAUGUUACUCUUCCUAUUAAAGCAUUAUCUGUUUACCACAUGUACAAAAACUCUUUGAGUAAUAUGCAUUCCUAGUUUUCAACCCAGUCGGGGAUGUCAGUGGCUAUACCAGCCCAAAGCACUUGGAUAAUCAGGACCCUUCCUCCUUUUAUAAUUGUGAACAUCAGGAAAAAUUAAUAGUUUUAUUUAUAAUCCCUUCCAAAUCUACUCUGGAACAUUCAGAAACUGCACCAAACUUAUCUCGGUAACAACCAUCAUUGACAGCUUUGAAAUAUAUUUGCUAUUCCACUAGGAUUUUUCUAAAAGGGGAAAUUGAAAAAAAAAAUGUAUAUAUCUCUCCCCCAAAUUUUCCACCAUGAUUACUCUAGGAAGCCAUGGAUGAUGGCAGGAGUUUGCCAUAUCUUACACAAUUUUUAAAAAUCCUCAAACUGGCCAAGGAACUCUUAAAGAGUUUUGAUAUCGGUGUAAUCUUAGCUCCAUCGAUGUUCUGGCAUAGAAGGAUGUUUUGUUUUCUACAUUUUCCCAUCGCUAACAGAACGAAAUCCAAGAGACCAAACACUUGCAAGCAUCGUAUAUGAGCACUUUUGUAAUAAAAUUUUUAAAAAAGGAAGAAAAAAAAAAAGAAAAAUACUGUACAAUACUUUUAAAAGAAGUAUCUAGAAGGCUACCUCAGAAUGAGACUCUAACCUACAUCAGAACCAGAGAAGAAUGUGCACUGCGUGGGUCUGUUUCCUUUCAGUUCGUACCUUUUGGAGAUUUAUCCAAGUGCCCGAUUACUCAGUGCUGUAAUUUUCAUUUAGCAACAAACAAAGGGGGUCACUGGACAGACGUCGCGUUGUGCCGACAUGUAGAGUCAGAUGGUGUAUUGCACACCACAACCAUUGUCCAAUGAGCAGUUUCUCUCCCUGAGACAAAAACUGCCCAUUCGGCAAAGGGAACGAGGAGGAUCACCCUAAGAAGAAGUGACUGGGAUGCAUACCAUAGACGAACAAGGCGGAGACUAUUCCAGAGAUCUUACUGUUCAGGAGCUGUUCUGACAACGAACUCCCUGCUGUCAUUGAUGUGCAUUCCACUCUGCUUUUCUGUACAAACCAUUCUAGUUAUGUUCUCCCAGGUAAACAUCUUUAUCUACCAUAAACUCAAGUUGGCAAUUAUUUUCAUCAUCAUAACCAGUACGGUGCUAUUAUUUACCUAUGUACGUGUAGUUAUGUAUAAUUUUGUAAUUAGUUACAAUGGUAAAAAAAAAUCAAAAUAUAUAAAAAGUGAUUUGUACAGAACUUUAUUUUAGCUCUUUUUUAAAAAUGAUUUGCAUGGUUAGACAACGGUGAGGACAGCCAGGGGAGGGAAGGGCCUCUAGGGAACUUUGCACUUUCUAUACCUUUGUACUAUGCACUGCCCUAUUGAUUCUACACCCAAUAAUGUUAUUACUUGAACCCAUCUGUAAGAAACUGCUUCAGAUACUCAUUUGUGUGUGUGUAAAUAACAACGUAAAAACAGGAAGGGGAAAAAGUCUGCAGUAAUGUACAGAUUUUUUUUCUUUCCUGUUUACUUUUAGUUUUGCUUUGUUUUAGUCCUUCCUUUUUAUUUUUACUUACUUUUUCUUUUUCCUCCUUUGGGUUUUGGUUUCCUCUGGGUUUAUGGGUGCCCUGAUACUCCAGCAGAGAUCAGAAGGCUAGAGAUCCAUCCUAUCCAUCCGUUAUGUGGCUUUGCCAUCCAAGCUUGGAGUGUCUACAAAGAUAAUAACAGUUGUGUUCUUUGCUCUCGUUUUGGAUGCAUAGACUGAAAAAUUAAAAAAAAAAAUAACUUGUAAAAUGGCUUGUUAAAAAUACAAUUACCUCUAAUUAGUAGUACGCGUAAAUGUUUUACAGAAUGAAAGGCGUGCUUUUUAUUUUCUUACUUCGUUACAUUGGUGGCGAAAGAAGUCUGUAUGAAAAUCAGUUCUUUGCUGACACAAGUUCCAUUUGUUACAGAUGAAUUCUAAUAAAAAUGUCAGUGUAAUGCA